AUGCAGCAAGAACAUAAAAAAAAGAAUUCGACGGAGAUGGAUUUCUUCUCUGAGUAUGGUGAUGCCAACCGGUACAAAAUUCAAGAAGUCAUUGGUAAAGGAAGUUACGGUGUUGUCUGUUCGGCCAUUGACACUCAUACCGGUGAAAAAGUCGCCAUUAAGAAAAUUCAUGACAUUUUCGAGCAUAUAUCUGAUGCUGCGCGUAUUCUCCGUGAGAUAAAGCUGCUUAGACUUCUACGACAUCCUGAUAUUGUUGAAAUUAAACACAUUAUGCUUCCUCCUUCUAGGAAGGAUUUCAAAGAUAUUUACGUUGUUUUUGAGCUCAUGGAGUCAGAUCUUCAUCAAGUUAUUAAAGCGAACGAUGACUUAACGAAAGAGCACUAUCAAUUUUUUCUUUAUCAAUUGCUUCGAGCACUGAAGUAUAUUCACACUGCGAAUGUCUAUCAUCGAGAUUUGAAGCCAAAAAAUAUACUGGCAAAUGCAAACUGCAAACUUAAAAUUUGCGAUUUCGGUCUAGCUAGAGUUGCAUUCAGUGACACACCAACAACUGUAUUUUGGACGGAUUAUGUUGCUACAAGGUGGUACAGGGCUCCAGAGCUAUGUGGAUCGUUUUACUCGAAGUAUACACCAGCUAUUGAUAUAUGGAGUAUAGGUUGCAUUUUUGCUGAAGUAUUAACAGGAAAGCCUCUUUUUCCUGGAAAGAAUGUAGUCCAUCAAUUGGAUCUGAUGACGGAUCUGCUCGGUACUCCCUCCCUGGAUACUAUAUCGCGGGUGCGAAACGAGAAGGCAAGAAGAUACCUUACUAGCAUGAGAAAAAAACAGCCUGUGCCAUUCGCACAGAAAUUUCCAAAUGCCGACCCUUUAGCUUUACGACUACUGGAAAGGUUGCUCGCUUUUGACCCAAAAGACCGACCUACUGCUGAAGAGGCACUGGCCAACCCUUACUUCAAGGGACUCGCAAAAGUUGAGAGGGAACCGUCCUGCCAGCCUAUCACGAAAAUGGAGUUUGAAUUUGAAAGACGAAGAGUCACAAAGGAAGAAAUUCGAGAGCUAAUUUUCCGCGAGAUUCUAGAGUAUCAUCCUCAACUUUUGAAAGACUACAUCAAUGGAACAGAAAGAACUAAUUUUCUCUAUCCAAGUGCCGUGGAUCAAUUCAGAAAGCAGUUUGCUCAUCUAGAGGAAAAUGGUAAAAAUGGUCCUGUUAUACCACUUGACCGAAAACAUGUUUCUCUUCCAAGGUCAACAAUUGUACAUUCAAGUUCGGUAUCUCAAAAAGAACAAACAAGUAUUGCUUCUAACAAAAACCGGCCAACACCCGAGGAAUAUAAUAAGAUCACUAGAGAUACCGAAAUUUCAAUGCCAAGGACGAUCCAAGGACCGCAAAGAAUUCCAAUAUCAAAGCCUGGUAAAGUUGUCGGGCCGGUUGUUCCCUACGAGUAUGGAAACAUUGUUAAGGAUUCUUACGAUCCAAGGGCGUUUAUUAGAGGCUCUUCCGUGCUUCCUCCUCAACCUGUUCCGCCAGCAUAUUACUAUCAAAGGCCACUUAGUAGUACAUCUACUCAAGAAAGGUCGGCCACAGAAGCCGAUAAGGGUGUGGUGUUGCAAGCAAAACAUGGACAACAAUGUGGAGUUAAUGCGAAGAUGGGACCAGAUAUAGCCAUUAAUAUUGAUACAAAUCCUUUUUUCAUGACAAGGGUAGGAGUAAACAAGUUAGAAAAAGAUGAUCAAAUCACAAUAGAAACAAAUUUGUUGCAAUCAAAGGCGGCGCAAUAUGGUGGAGUUGGUGCAGCAGCUGGGGCCACUGCUCAUAGAAAAAUUGGAACUGUUCAAUAUGGUAUGACAAGAAUGUUCUAG
Lathyrus sativus (Indian pea) is the source of this 1854-nucleotide messenger RNA. The record is from the annotation of a GenBank genome assembly. Lineage: Eukaryota; Viridiplantae; Streptophyta; Magnoliopsida; Fabales; Fabaceae.